Spirodela intermedia is the source of this 330-nucleotide messenger RNA. The record is from the annotation of a GenBank genome assembly. Lineage: Eukaryota; Viridiplantae; Streptophyta; Magnoliopsida; Alismatales; Araceae.
AUGGAGCAACCUCUAAGAUAUAUUAUUAUGGGAGAGUCAUCUAAUGUGUUUUUUUUGAAGAAGUCAAUUUACAAGCUCAAGUGGAGUCAACAUGCUUGGUUCACUAAGUUUAGUUGUCUUCUCACCACAUUUAACUUCUCAUCAUAUGUUGUAGAUCUCACAAUACUCACAAAGAAGACUAAGGGCAGCCUAGUCAUUUUUGCAGUCUACAUUGAUGACAUUUUUAUGAUUGGGAGUGAUGAUGCCGACAUUCAUUAUAUCAAAGCUCAUUUGCAACAACACCUUAGCAUAUGUGACUUAGGAACUCUAAGGUAUUUUCUUGGGAAUUGA